This is a messenger RNA of Eublepharis macularius, 3463 nucleotides long. It is a transcript of the gene ILF3, whose product is annotated as interleukin enhancer binding factor 3. Gene Ontology annotation, molecular function: single-stranded RNA binding; double-stranded RNA binding. Gene Ontology annotation, cellular component: precatalytic spliceosome. Lineage: Eukaryota; Metazoa; Chordata; Lepidosauria; Squamata; Eublepharidae. The transcript is spliced from 20 exons. The record is from RefSeq and is a predicted model, not a curated record. The coding region runs from base 247 to 2952 and encodes 901 amino acids.
UUCCCCCACGCCGCCCCUCCCCCCUCGCGCUCGUUGGGUCCUGACGACGGAGCUUCGGCCGCGGAUCCCGUGCGGGCAUCGAGCGCUCGAGUCGCUGGCUCUCCGCCGCCCGCGUCGUCUGCAGGCUGUGGGAGCCGGUCGCCGGCCGCAGCCCCCCGCCUCCUGAAUACCAAAGCCUUUAGAGUUGGCACAGCUGGGAAGAAGAAAAUAUACCUUCAAAAAUUCAGCUAGGAUUCAAAAGCAAAAAUGCGGCCGAUGCGUAUUUUUGUGAACGAUGACCGCCAUGUCAUGGCAAAACAUUCUGCAGUUUAUCCAACUCAGGAAGAGCUGACAGCAGUUCAGAACAUGGUCUCUCAUACUGAACGUGCUCUCAAAGCUGUAUCUGACUGGAUUAAUGAACAGGAGAAGGGCAGUGGGGAACAGCCAGAACCAGAGACCAUGGAGACAGCAGCUGAAGAAGAGAACAAAGAAGGAAGUGACCAGAAGACUACUGAACACUUGACUAGAACCCUUCGUGGAGUAAUGCGAGUCGGUCUUGUUGCCAAGGGGCUCUUACUGAAGGGAGACUUAGACCUUGAGCUGGUUCUGUUGUGCAAGGAGAAACCCACUACUGGUCUUCUGGAAAAAGUAGCAGACAAUCUUGGCACACAACUUAUUGCUAUUACUGAAGAUAAAUACGAAAUUAUCCAGUCUAUCAGUGAUGCUGCAAUUAUCAUUAAGAAUACAAAAGAGCCUCCACUGACACUUACUAUCCAUUUGACAUCUCCUGUUGUCAGAGAAGAAAUGGAAAAAAUGUUAGCUGGAGAAACGCUAUCAGUCAACGACUCACCGGACGUUCUGGACAGGCAGAAAUGCCUUGCUGCCUUGGCGUCACUCCGACACGCCAAGUGGUUCCAGGCCAGAGCAAAUGGCUUGAAGUCUUGUGUCAUUGUCAUCAGGGUGCUGAGAGAUCUGUGUACCCGUGUUCCUACUUGGGCUCCACUUAGAGGAUGGCCUCUAGAGUUGCUAUGCGAGAAGUCAAUUGGAACAGCCAACCGGCCUAUGGGAGCUGGCGAGGCCCUGAGAAGAGUUCUUGAAUGCCUUGCAUCAGGAAUAGUUAUGCCAGAUGGUUCUGGUAUUUAUGAUCCUUGUGAAAAAGAAGCCACUGAUGCUAUUGGGCAUCUAGACAGACAACAAAGGGAAGAUAUCACACAGAGUGCUCAGCAUGCAUUGAGGCUUGCUGCAUUUGGCCAGCUUCACAAGGUCUUGGGAAUGGACCCAUUACCAUCAAAGAUGCCCAAGAAACCCAAAAAUGAAACCCCAAUUGACUAUACUGUUCAGAUUCCCCCCAGCACUACAUAUGCUAUUGCUCCAUUGAAACGUCCUAUGGAAGAAGAUGGAGAGGAGAAGUCCCCAAGCAAAAAGAAAAAGAAGAUUCAGAAAAAAGGUAUUGAGUUGGCAAGAGAGGAGAAAUCGGAACCUCCACAAGCUAUGAAUGCUCUAAUGAAGUUGAAUCAGCUAAAACCUGGGCUGCAGUAUAAACUAGUGUCUCAGACAGGUCCAGUUCAUGCUCCUAUAUUUACUAUGUCUGUGGAAGUUGAUGGCAUCACAUACGAAGCUUCAGGACCUUCCAAAAAGACAGCCAAACUACAUGUAGCAGUAAAGGUAUUGCAAGACAUGGGAUUGCCAACUGGCGUGGAAGGCAGAGAGAAGGGAGAUGAAUCGGCAGAGGAAACGGAUCAGAAGCCAGUGGCUGUUGCAGCUCCUCCUGUAGUGGAAACUGUUUGUACUCCCAGUGCUGCUUCUCCAUCAGAUCAAACAGAGAAUGUGAAACAGCAGGGACCAAUCCUGACAAAGCAUGGGAAAAACCCAGUCAUGGAAUUAAAUGAGAAACGCCGUGGCUUAAAAUAUGAGCUGAUUUCAGAAACUGGUGGAAGUCAUGACAAGCGAUUUGUGAUGGAGGUUGAAGUUGAUGGACAGAAGUUCCAAGGGGCUGGUUCAAACAAAAAAGUAGCAAAGGCUUAUGCUGCACUAGCUGCAUUAGAAAAACUUUUUCCGGAUGCUCCCCUUCCAAUGGAGCAAAAGAAGAAAAGAGCCCCUAUGCCAGCAAGAGGUGGACCCAAGUUUCCAGUGAAGCAUAAUCCAGGCUAUGGUAUGGGAGGCCCUAUGCAUACUGAAGUACCUCCUCCCCCAAGCUUGCGAGGUCGUGGUAGAGGAGGAAAUAUCAGAGGCCGUGGUAGAGGCAGAGGUGGCUUUGGUAAUGCCAAUCAUGGAGGAUAUAUGAAUGCUGGUGCUGGAUAUGGAAGCUAUGGCUAUGGUGGCAAUUCUGCAACAGCAGGCUAUAGUCAGUUCUAUAGCAACGGCGGCCAUUCCGGCAAUGCAGGAGGGGGUGGUGGCUCCUCUGGGUAUGGCUCCUACUACCAAGGUGGUGACUACAGUUCUCCAGCUCCUCCAAAACAUGCUGGAAAGAAGCAGCAGCAUGGUGGUCAACAGAAGCCUUCCUAUGGCUCUGGGUAUCAGUCCCAUCAAGGCCAGCAGCAACAAUCAUAUAAUCAGAACCAGUAUAGUAACUACGGCCCCCCACAAGGCAAACAGAAGGGCUAUAACCAAGGCAACUACGCUUCAUAUUCCAAUUCCUACAACUCUCCUGGCGGCGGAGGCGGCGGUGGAUCAGACUACAGCUAUGAAAGUAAAUUCAGUUAUGGUGGUGGUGGUGGUGGUGGCCGUGGAGGCAGUGGCGCGAACAACUAUGGUUCAGGAGGUGCCUCCUACAAUGCUGGUUCCCAUGGCGGCUAUGGGGGAGGAUCUGGGGGCGGAGGGUCCUCUUACCAAGGUAAGCAAGGUGGAUAUUCUCAGUCAAACUACAACUCUCCAGGUUCAAACCAGAACUACAGCGGGCCUCCCAAUUCCUACCAAGCCUCUCAAGCUGGCUAUGGCAGAAAUGAUCACAGCAUGAACUAUCAAUAUAGAUAAACCAGCUAUUCUCAUGGGUGUGAACCUGUAUCUUCUAAACCUGCAUACCCUUUGAAUAUUGAGUUUUUAUUGCAUCACCGUAAACAUGUAAACCCUGUUUCCAUGUUGCAGUGCUCUUUGUGAUAUCAGUCACUAAUGGUUGAGUACCUUGUAAUUCAUACUUAGCUGUAUUUUGGACAUUUAAUGGCGUAUUUAAUGGUUUGUUAGUUUCCCAUUUCAAAUUUAGUCUAAAUAGAAUUUGAGUUCAUUUGGUAUCCUUUUUCUGUUUAAAUGACAUUCAAGUGUUAUCACUGUAUGGCUUUAAAUUGAUAAGGGAUAUCUUUUGCUAAUGCUUUUGUGAAGUGAGUUAAACGAGCUUUCUGUAUUUUAAUGCUUAGUGUUUUUCAGUUUUAUAAGUGAAGAUUUUAUUUUAAAACUCGUGGGAAAGAGUGGGGUUUGUAUGUCUGGAUCAUUCAGACAGCACAUCUGAAUUAUGCUGAAUGUAGACAAAUAAACACAAACUCUUCAUGUG